Molecule: messenger RNA, 1353 nt
Organism: Haliotis rubra (blacklip abalone)
Lineage: Eukaryota; Metazoa; Mollusca; Gastropoda; Lepetellida; Haliotidae
Product: acidic repeat-containing protein-like
Exons: 8
Coding region: 63-797 (244 amino acids)
Source: RefSeq, a predicted model, not a curated record
UGAGCUCAUUCCAGUUGUCUUAAUAACAGAGCAGACGUGUUUAGACGCCUAGGACUUUCAGAAUGGAAAGGCAACAACCGAACCACGGUGUAGGAAAUGACGAUGAUGGUGAUGUUGAGGAUACCCCCGAUGAGUUUCCCCCAGAGGACGCUCCCGAUGAGUUUCCCCCAGAGGACACCCCCGAUGAGUUUCCCACAGAGGACACCCCCGAUGAGUUCCUCCCAGAGGACACCCCCGAUGAGUUUCCCACAGAGGACGCUCCCGAUGAGUUUCCCCAAGAGGACACCCCCGACGAGUUUCCCAAAGAGGACACUCCCGAUGAGUUCCCCCCAGAGGACGCUCCCGAUGAGUUCCCUCCAGAGGACGCUCCCCAUGUGCCCGUGCCUGACGCUGUAAGUGCGGAGGGACACAAGAGGCGUCCCCUCCCAGCAGCACUCCAGCGCCAACAGCCAGAAAGGGCGCCUUCCCGAACACAGCCAGAGGACAUAGAUUCCGGGGGUGAGGGUGACUGCAAGAUUGACCUCACACCACCCAGACCACCAGGUCCUCUACCCAGAGAUCUCGAGGUUGCCCCGAAUCGAAGCGAAGUCAGUUUGUAUUCUUCCUCUAGCUCGAGCAGCAGCACAAUCUCUGUCUACUACAUCGAUGAAGUGGACAGAGUUCCACAAGUUGAAUCCGCCGCCGUCUCAGGCAAAUCCAGGAUUCGCCGCAUGGGCAGAGCGAUUCUCAGGGGACUCCGUAUCUUGGCCCGACCAUUCGUUAGCUGCUGUUGCUGCAGCCGCCGCCGCCGCCGCUGAAUAUGCCGUGUUUGUUGACGAGCUGACAUCCUUACAUUGAACAAGAAAACAGCUGAACUCAGUUUCGACACCUUUUCAUUCACAUCGGAAGUAUUUCUAAUUGGAAUAAAUAACUGUAAUUUCAAAUCUCUGACGGAGUCAGGUUCUCGUCCGGAUGAGGUGUCAAGCCAGGAAUUGACCCAAUACCCGGAAGUGGUUGAUCGGGUGACCGAGCUCUGAUGUUCCUCCCCCACCCUCCGACUGUCUGACGAUCCCAACCCCUCCCAAGGAGGAGGACUCGUCGGUCACCUGGUCAAUCUAUCCGGGUGUUGCGUUGUACAGUCCUGAUUGAACUCAUCUGGCGAUAGUCGGGCUUCGUCCUUCAACCUCGAAAUUUAAAUCAUCAUUAAAAUACUCAUGUUUCUGGAACAUUGGCACAUUCUUUCUUCUGGUGGCAACUGUAGGAUGUUAGUUUAGUCAGAUGGCUUAUCCAUCAAGCUACAAUACACGGCGCAUUACGUAGAUCUUUUACAGCUUAUCCAUCAAGCUACAAUACACGGCGCAUUACGUAGAUCUG